Messenger RNA from Phytophthora sojae, 3426 nucleotides. RefSeq lists its product as hypothetical. Gene Ontology annotation, molecular function: GTPase activator activity; protein binding; rRNA binding. The record is from RefSeq and is a predicted model, not a curated record. Gene Ontology annotation, biological process: rRNA processing. NCBI's taxonomy places the organism in Eukaryota, Oomycota, Peronosporomycetes, Peronosporales, Peronosporaceae. Gene Ontology annotation, cellular component: cytoplasm. The transcript is spliced from 4 exons. The coding region runs from base 1 to 3426 and encodes 1141 amino acids.
AUGGCCAUGUUGAAGCGGAGACGCGAGAAUGAGACCGGCGCGCAGGCGGACGCGGCCGAGGAGGCCAAGAAGCAGAAGCUGACCACGGCGGGCGGCAGCAAGUACAUCAACAAGCAGCGCGUGCUGGUCUUCUCGUCGCGCGGCAUCACGACGCGCUACCGCCACUUGAUGGACGACUUUCGCAAGCUGCUGCCGCACCACAAGCGCGAGGUGAAGCUGGACGCCAAGGACACGCUGCACGUGGUCAACGAGAUCGCCGAGAUCAAGGGCUGCAACACCACCAUCUUCCUGGAGGCCCGCAAGCGCCAGGACCUGUACAUGUGGGUCAGCCGCGUCGGCACGGGCCCCAGCGCCAAGUUCCUCGUGCAGAACGUACACACCAUGGACGAGCUGAAGAUGACGGGCAAUGCGCUGGCCGGCUCGCGUCCGCUGCUGACCUUUGACAAGGCGUUUGACGAGGCGCCGCACCUCCAGGUGAUCAAGAAGCUCUUCACGCAGGUGUGGGGCACGCCCAAGGCGCACCCGAAGAGCAAGCCGUUCAUCGACCGCGUCAUGAGCUUCUACUACGCGGACGGCAAGGUCUGGUGCCGCAACUACCAGCUGGCGGACGACGCCGACACCAAGAAGGCGGAGAUGGCGGCGCUGCACCGCGGUGAGGACCUCGUGCAGCUCAUCGAGAUCGGCCCGCGCUUCGUCAUCACGCCCAUCCGCAUCUUCGACGGCAGCUUCGGCGGCCAGACGCUGUACCAGAACGAGCACUACGUGUCUCCGAACGAGAACCGCCGCGACGCCAAGGCCGACAAGCGCGACCGCUACGUGUCGCGCAAGACGGCGCAGGUCGAGCGCAAGGAGCGCGGCCCCGAGCGUGAGAUGCCCGAGGACCAGUUCGCCGACGUCUUCGCCGGCGCCAAGCAUAUGAAGGCGUUCAAUGCCUGGCGCGGAGGGGGCGACAGCGGCGGCAAGGUGCCCAACGACGCGGUGGCGGAGCUGCAACAGGUGAUCCUGAAGAAGGACCUGAUGAUCCUGAGCCUCACGACGCAGCUGGACGCGUACAAGGCGCGCUUCGGCGCUCUGCCCGCCGAGGUGCUGGACGCACUGCAGCAAUCCGACGCUGCUAUUAGCGAGUCCCCAGAGAAGCGCAGCCGCGAAUUAAGCGGCGACAGAAAGGAAUUAGCGGCGGAGAGUGUCGCGGCCGUGGCGGCGGCCAAUGGGGCGGAGGAGAGCAAGGAGCAGAGCAAGAAGUCGCCCCCUCCGCGUGUCGUCGCCACGUCGCCGCGAUUCCGAGCGGCGUCCGACGUGGACGAGGGCAGGGAGAAGCUGCAGAGCCGCUACAGUAAGAACGUGGUGCUGGACUUCGUGGAGGACUCGCCCAUGUUCCGACGACAGCUCGAGGGCUUCGAGGAGUCCAUCACGGGGCUGAAAGCUCUGCUGAAGGAGCUCGUGGCGCACUCGAAAGAGUACGCGGCUGCGGGGAAACACUUCGGGGAGGAGGAGACGGCGCUGGCCCAUGAGUUGAUUCAACGUAAACACGCGCGCGCGAUCUUUUCCACGAGUUGCCCCGAAUUGGGCAGCUUGUCAGAACUCUUCGGGGAGAUGCACGAUACUUUGGCACAGGUGCAGAGCUCGCGGGUGAGUAUGCUGCUAGGGGUGGAGUCUCUGUUAAGUCGGUCGAUUCAGCAGUUUUCGGAGAAGGAGUUGCUCAAGGAGGCUGGCGAGUUGAGGAAGGAGGUGACGAGGCUGGGAGAGGAGUACGAGACGCUGCUGGGGAAGCUUCUGAGCAAGUCGAGACAGCCUGGACAGCCGGCUAGCGGUACAAAUACGCCUACGGGCGCUGGAGACUCGUUGGGUAUGCUGGGUCUGGGCAGUCCAGCGUUGCCGGCUGGGAGCCACAAUGGGGCAGGUGAGUUCGCCAUCACAGGGACACCGCCUGCCUCUGCUGCUUCAGCUGGCAGCAGCAACAAUGUGCUCAAUUCAGAUUCAAGCUCAACGGCAAAUGGAAACGAUAAGCAGCGAGCGCUGGAACGAGACGUGGUGGUUGCGCGUCGACGGUUCGAGCUGGCUCGCUUCGACCUGGUGCGCUACAUGAACCGCAUCGAUUGCAUGAAGAAGUUCGUUUUGGUGGAGUGCUUCAACUCCAUACUAUACGCGCAACUGGGCCACUUCCAUGCAUGCCACGAGCUCGUCAAGUCGGUGGAGCCAACCCUCCGCAAACGCCAAGAAAUGAUGCAGGUGUCUCGCAAGGAUUUCGAGCAGGACGAGGUGAUGUGGGCCUCACAACGGGAACUGCUUGAUAAGCGACUGUCGCAAGAUGUGGAUGCUGUGAGCCCUAACUACGCGCCUAGCGAGUCACCUGCAGCAACAGGUGCGCUGAGCGUGGAGACAACCAUGUCCACGGAGGUGUUUCCUUCCCUUGAGCUACCAGUCGAAGUUAUCUCGACGGAUACGUGGAGUAGUCGCCAGGCAGUGGCUACUUCACCUGGCGGCGUUGCCAAGCAGGGCUAUCUGUUUGUCCGCAACUCGAUGUUCCCAGCUAGGAGUUGGAAGCGGCGUUGGUUCCAGAUUCAUGCAGGCAAGCUCUUCCAGACGACAGCACGCGGUGGCACAGGGAAGCACCCUACAGAGAGCAGUCUGACCCUUGUGUGCGACCUAUUGCUGGCUCGAGUACGCGAGCUCGAAGGUUCAAGUCUACCUUUUUGCUUUGAGGUGAUCGAUGCCAACCGGGCAAAGCUGUUGCUUCAAGCUGCUAGUGCUCGGGAUAUGGUAGAGUGGAUUGAAGCCGCGCGUCGUAGCACCGAGAGUGCUUUAGAGAAGCAGAGUCACCGCCAGGAGGUGCAUCCGGAGCAGCAGUCGGUAAUUGACGAGCUUACCGAGGCGAACCCGUGCUGCGCAGACUGCGGACAGGAGCCAGCCGAGUGGGUUUCGAUCAACAUCGGGUGUCUUCUGUGCAUUGAGUGCUCGGGAAUUCAUCGCAGUCUUGGUGUACACGAGUCAAAAGUACGAUCAUUAGCGCUAGACUCCUGGGAUAUGUCGCUACUUGCGCUGCUGCGCGAUGUGCUUGGAAAUGACGCUGUGAAUGCUGUGUGGGAACACACGAUACCGGACGGCUGGACCAAACCAACUCCCGCGACACCGCGUGACGAGAAGGCUCGGUAUAUCAAGGCCAAGUAUCACUUCCACGGCUUUGCAGAGCCCGACGCAACGCUCAGUGCGUUAGAGGAUGACGACAGCGUUCUAAAGCAAGAGUUGGCCAAGCGGUUUAUUGCUGGAGCAGCCCAAGGGAGUUUGAAGGAGCUCAUGUGGUGCUUGGCGCAUGGAAUAGACGUGAAUCGCGGACGAUUGCCCUACGAUGCUGCCAAGGCUGGAGGCUUUGAGAACAUCAAGCUGACCUUAAUGCAGAAAAUGAGUCUCGAGCAGUAUCAGUCGUAG